This is a messenger RNA of Acanthosepion pharaonis, 537 nucleotides long. NCBI's taxonomy places the organism in Eukaryota, Metazoa, Mollusca, Cephalopoda, Sepiida, Sepiidae. The record is from the annotation of a GenBank genome assembly.
AUGGAGGCUGCUCGAGUGACCUGCCCUUGGCAGACGGACAUUGGAAGAAAAAAGAUGAUGAAAACGGAAUUUCUGGAGAAAGGUUUUCCUGUAGUCAUCAUCGAAGUCACUUAUUCAACUGCUAAUUCGCUAGUCUCCUCUUUAAGAUUACAAAUCUUCUUCAUUCCUUCAUUCUUUAUCUAUCUAUCUAUCUAUCUAUCUAUCUAUAUCUAUCUCAGUCUCUCUAUCUAUCUAUCUAUCUAUCUAUCUAUCUAUCUAUCUAUCUAUCUAUGCGCCUUCCAUCUGUCUAUUGAUAUCUCUCUAUCUGAUUCUUUCUCUCCCCCCCCUCCCCUACAUCGCUCUCUCCUCCUCUGUUAUAUAUAUAUAUAUAUAUAUAUAUAUAUAUAUAUAUAUAUAUAUAUAAUAAAAUCUAUCAUUCUUUCCUUAUCUCCACUUCUUCAUCCUCCCUACCUUCAUCUAUCUAUCUAUCUAUCUAUCUAUCUAUCUAUCUAUCUAUCUAUCUAUCUAUCUAUCUAUCAGUCUUCCAACGCCAUAUAG